Octopus sinensis (East Asian common octopus) is the source of this 894-nucleotide messenger RNA. RefSeq lists its product as uncharacterized. The coding region runs from base 88 to 894 and encodes 268 amino acids. The record is from RefSeq and is a predicted model, not a curated record. NCBI's taxonomy places the organism in Eukaryota, Metazoa, Mollusca, Cephalopoda, Octopoda, Octopodidae. The transcript has 2 exons.
CUGAGAAGAAGAGACAUUAGGAAAAACAAAGAUGAAGCUCAAUGCAAUAAGUGUGAUAAGAUCACAAAGUCUUCUGGAGGAUCUACUAUGUCUCUGAUCUUGCGCUUGAAGAAAAUUCAUCAAAUCGACAUAAAUCAAGAUGCAAACCAGCCUCCUGUGAAAAUGACAAGAACAAUGGAACACUUUUUAACAAAGAAAUCAAUGGAAGAAGUUUCAAAAUUAGCUGCUAUGGAUGGAUUCUCUUUCAAUUCAAUUGCCAAAAGCGAUUUUAUACAGAGAAAUCUUCAAAGUCAGAGAGGCAAAUAUGAUAAAUUACAACCACCAUCUGCAAACGGAGUCAGGAAUAUGGUAAUGAAUUAUUACAUAACCAAGAAAGAAGAACUUAUUCAUUAUUUCAAGAAAGAAGUAGCGCUGGGGAUUCGCUACUCAUUGACAUUGGAUGAAAAUACAUCAAUUCAAAAUAAACGAUAUAUGAACAUAAAUGUUCAUGGGAAAGACAAUAAUUGGUCGUUGGGUCUUAUUGAGAUCCAUGGCUCCCUUAAUAGCAAGAGAACAGAGCAAUUUGUGAGAGGACAUCUUCGUGAAUUUGGAUUGAACUUGGAUAUACACAUUGUUGGCUGUACGACAGAUGGUGCUUCUCUGAUGGUGAAAUUCGGAAAAGAAAUAAGACCUGAUCACCAACAAUGUCUCACACAUUGCAUACAUCUGUCUGUGAGUAACAUUCUCUAUCAAAAAAAUAUUGAAAAUAUUGCCUCAACCGAUGAGACUGAUAAAAAAAGUGAAGAGAUCGCUAUAACAGAUGAUAGUGAUGAUGAAGCUGACAUAAGCCAACAAGACACUUUUUUAAACAGACUUGGCUCACGAAAAUGCUUGUUUUCCCCAGCUAAAACCUGA